AUGGCUUCAUUGAUGCAUUUCAACUUAGUUGCUACUAUUUUUCUCUUUUUCCUCAUACCACUUGAGGCCACUACUCGCCACCAACACCAGCACCAUCAUCAUGGACUCAAAUCUCUCCAUUUUUCACUUUACCAACAUGAAACCAUAAACAAGACCGGUUUCUUUAUUGUAAACGGAGUAACAGGGCCUCCAGUUAGCCAGACCACGACUCCAUUUGGGACCCUGUUUGUCUUUCAGGAUCCCUUAACGCUCAAACCAAACUAUACUUCCAAAGUUGUUGGAAGAGCCGAAGGAACCUCAAUAACUUCUGGACUAGACGGUCUUCGAAGCAUCUCUAUUGCUAAAAUCACUAUGAAUGUGAAAAAACACAAAGGGUCAAUAUCCAUUGUUGGUGGUACUCAUAACAUCAAGCCUUCAAAUCACCCUGUUGUUGGGGGCACUGGUGAUUUUUUGUUUGUUCAAGGUUAUGUGACGUCAUCUCCAGUUGAUCUGGUAGGAAUAACCGUUACUUACAAGAUUGAGUUUCAUCUUUAUUGGCCUCCUUAUGCAUCUUUGAAGGCAUAAAGCUUUUACAAUAGCAGAUUCUUGAACGUCUGGCUUCGUAUUUCUAUUUCAGAUAGAAGGAUCAUUAC
This is a messenger RNA of Erigeron canadensis, 632 nucleotides long. Its product is annotated as dirigent protein 19-like. The transcript has a single exon. The record is from RefSeq and is a predicted model, not a curated record. NCBI's taxonomy places the organism in Eukaryota, Viridiplantae, Streptophyta, Magnoliopsida, Asterales, Asteraceae. The coding region runs from base 1 to 564 and encodes 187 amino acids.